AUGCUCCACCGGGUUUCCCUGCGCAUCAUCUCAGGAGCGAUGCUUGCUCCGGUGCUGGCAGAGUUCAUGGACCGGGAGCUGGUGGCCCCGGCGGGGUCAUGUUGGAGGAACGGCAGCUGGCUUGACUGCUGCGCUGGGGGGCAAAAGUGCUGGGGGAAUGUGAGGAGGCAGCGGAUGUGCUGCAGCAGCUCCCCGGAGCUCCAGCCUAUGUUGACGGACUUGGACAGAUGCAGCAAUGACUUUGCCCUGCGCCGCCUCUAUCGGUACGUGUCGCACCAACAGAUUGGCUUCCAAGAGGACUGUAUAUCUGUAGUGGUUUGCAAACCUACUGAAGCGGGCUGGAGAGCAUCAUGGAGUGGCCAGCCAGAGUGCUCGGCUGGGUCGUCAGCCAAAUUGGUGCCGCCUCUGACAGAUCAUCUCUGCGACACGCUGGAUCCACCACCAGCAGAUGCGUGGUACGAUAGGUUGGGCUUCGAACGAGUUCGCCACAGAUACCGCUUCGGGACAGCCGCCAGGGAUCAAUGUGCAGUGCCAGCGUGGAUGCUAGUCAAAGAAGAGACGCUGCGGUUGUACUCGCUGAUCCAGUCAAAGUCGCGCGUAGCACGAGUGUUGAUCAACAUUGGAGCCGCAGAUGGGGUGACCAGUGACCCUUUGGGUGGCAUCCUUAGAACUUUUGCGAGUCCUGGCCCCUGGAAGGGCAUCUAUUUCGAGGCCGCCCAAGAGAAUUGCCUUGCGCUACGAAAGCUCUUGGAUGAGACUGGUGCCCGGAUUCAUGUGGAGUGUGGCUACACGACGCCGACUACGGUGGCCCAGACCAUCUGCCAAGAGCUCCGACAUCAGGAGAUUCCAGGUAUCACCGAGGUCUGCGACGGAGCGGCUACGCUUGGCAUGAGCAUGACCGACGAUGUGCCAGCAGAUGUGCGGGUGGAAGUGGAUGCUAUGAACGUUGACAUCGAUUCCUUCGACUGCGCGGUGCUGCGCGAAGCCCUUCGUCUGCUGAGUCCCAAGAUGAUUGUCGUGGAAAUUUUCCCAUAUCCUCCUCCGAUCGUGGUCGCUUCGGAUUUCCAUCCGUACCACCAAGAGACAGAGAGGAACAUCUCAGGCGCUUGGGCAAAGCUCGGUGGCACGGCUCGCAAAGGUGCCUUCGUGCCUGGCUGUUCCCUGAGUGCCGCCAUCGCCCUGCUCUGGCCCCACGGCCUCGGGCUCUACCGCCUCAGCGCACGGGACGCGCUCUUCGUGCGCGGCGACGUCGCGAGGGAGAUCCUUGGGCCCACGUGGGUGCCGGCCGAUGAGUUCCAGUGCUGGAGGAAGCUCUGCGCAGAUCUGUCGUCAAAGGAGAACUUGAUGAAGCUCACGUCCUUGGGAGUCUAUGAUUUCUUGAUGCCCUUCGUGCAUCAGCGCAUCCGAGAUGUUCUUCUAAAUGGCUCCUACCCGAUGCAUCCGCUGUCCGUUGGAGUGGCCAUGCCGCCCCCUGCGCACGAUCUGCCCGAUGUGAAGCGGUUUGGGAGCCAAGGUUGGAAUGCAAAGAAGAAAAAGAAGAAGCUCUCGGGGUUUCGGGUUUAG
Molecule: messenger RNA, 1563 nt
Organism: Symbiodinium natans
Lineage: Eukaryota; Dinophyceae; Suessiales; Symbiodiniaceae
Source: the annotation of a GenBank genome assembly